AUUAUUAUUCAAACCAAACGGGAAUACAAGCAGUAAUAAGCGCAAACUUGUAUCCGUGUGGAUCACACUACUAGUACUAGUUCACGUUCGGUUCUCCAGUUUAGUGUCAAGUUGACUAAGCGAAUACCUGUGUGUUGUAUGGUGCAGAUAUACGAAUGUCAGAAUGGAUAGACUUGGGUUAUUCCUAAUUACUGUGCUUUUCCUUGUAGGGAUUGAGGGCACGGCAGGCGCAUACGUAACACACGCAGGCAACGGUAGUAAAACUACUCGAUAUGUUUCUGACAGCCCUGUUCCCACACCGAUGGCCGUUGACUGCGCUACAUGUAAAACCUUCAUGGCCGAAACCAAGCAAGUGUUGGAAACUGCUGUUGGACCGAAAUUCGACGCAGAACUCUUUGAGUACUUCUGUAAGGAUAAAGGAGAUUUAUCCAAGCUCUGUAAAGAGCUGCUCAAAACCUUCUUCGAGAAGGCGAGGGAGAUUAUACUGUUUGUGCUGACGCCCUCGGCUUUUUGCCCGGCCUUGAAGUUCUGCACUGCCGAUGGUGGCAGUCUUUCCUCCGGUCAUGACGUCAUCAACGACGCGCCUCCGGAUGACCCAAGCAAAUGCGAAAACUGCAAGGAAUUCUUUGGGGAGGUUGUCAAGCGUCUUCAAGAUCCAGUAUACGAGCAACCAGUUGUGGACCUGUUUAAGACGAUCUGCUAUGCCGGUUGUGGGGACGCCAAAAUCUGCAUGGAUGCCGCCGAAAAGUACGGCAAGUCGCUGCUAUUCACCCUCGGAUCUGUCAUGAAAAAAGAAAAUCUGUGUCCUCAAAUAGGGGCGUGUCCUCCUCCCACGGCAAAAGGCGAAGACAGUCGCAACAAAACCAUGUUUUUUUUUCAGGUCCUCUCUGAGUACCUUGGUCAACUUCACAGCUCAUUUGGCAUCUUGGAUGUCAUGAACCCUGACCCGAGCCGUAUAUCUGUGCACAAGAACCGCGGGCACCAGGCUGCAUCGGAACCAACCCAGGUCUACCCAAAGUGUGAUGCCUGCCGUUGGUACAUGAAUGAAUACCACGCAUACCUCGGCACCAAAGUUGGAGAGCACCUGAUAGCCACGCUCACGACAGACGUGUGCAAAACUGACGUUAAUGUGCUUAGGGGUCUGUGCGAAGCCGUGAUUACCAGCUACAGAGACAACCUGCUGCAGAUUAUACUGGAAGAAACUCAAGCUGCGGUUAUUUGCCCGUUGUUUGAUUUUUGUGCAGCACCUUCGUCAAACAAGACUGUUGUUCCUACCCCGCCCGUGCCUAUUGGCUAUAAACCCUCAUGUGACGACUGCUUGGGAUUCGUGAUGAAAAUGCAAGAGGCCUGGAAGAACACAGACACGCAGGUGAAACUUGUCAAGCAAUUUGCAACCAAAUGCGUGAAGAUUUGUUCCUUUGAGAAUACCUGCCAGAAUUUCUUCUAUGUCAACGGCCCGGCGGUCAUGACUACCGUUGCAAACGAGGCUUUGGAGCCUCAAAAAACCUGCAAGAUACUAAAGUACUGCUCUGAAAUGCCGAAGAAGCUGGGAAGCCGGAAUUGAAGUAAAUGGAAGACAAGCCCAACUUUAACCACGGAAGAAAGUGGAACGGCCCCUAAAGCAAUCUACGCCACAAUAGUCACUCCUUAUUAGACUGCGAUUUAUGCGGGAAAAGGCAUUUUACUAAUACAGGGUGAAGCACUUUCAAAUUAUAGGAUGUAAAAGCCCAAUUCAUAAGCUUUCUUUCAGUACAAGUAUCAUUCAAAACACUUAUGUACUUUUUAAGUUACGGAGUUUUGAACACAACCGAACGCAACAAGGCUCUGUUCACGGAUCACAAAAGAGUUCAGUGUUCUUUCAAUAAAACGAAAACAAAUCACAUAAAGAUGU
Molecule: messenger RNA, 1891 nt
Organism: Patiria miniata (bat star)
Lineage: Eukaryota; Metazoa; Echinodermata; Asteroidea; Valvatida; Asterinidae
Exons: 15
Coding region: 164-1564 (466 amino acids)
Biological process (GO): sphingolipid metabolic process
Cellular component (GO): lysosome
Source: RefSeq, a predicted model, not a curated record